Messenger RNA from Leishmania mexicana MHOM/GT/2001/U1103, 2655 nucleotides. RefSeq lists its product as hypothetical. Lineage: Eukaryota; Euglenozoa; Kinetoplastea; Trypanosomatida; Trypanosomatidae. The coding region runs from base 1 to 2655 and encodes 884 amino acids. The transcript has a single exon. The record is from RefSeq and is a predicted model, not a curated record.
AUGGCACAGCAUCCAGACAAACUCAAGUGGAAAGACGCCCAUCCGCACGGACUCUCAGCAUCCCAGUUCGGGAUGGCGCUAGGGUUCUGCGGUCGCAUCUCGGACUAUGUGCACUACCUUCGCGACAUCGUGGGCACUGAGCACGAGUUCAAGGGAAACGCCUUUACAGCGCACGGCAUCCGCACAGAGCCCAAGGCCCGCACCUUGUAUGAGCUUCUUACCGGCUGCCGCGUCCACGACGGCGGCUUCUUUGUAACGAGCGACCGCAUCUUUGGCUGCUCACCUGACGGGCAAAUCUACCACCACGUUGGUGAGCGGCCCAUCGAGCAACAAGGUCGACUGUCUACAUCGGACCUGGAAAGUCGCUACCAGAGCUGCAGCGCCGGCUUCGGUGUCAGCAACGAUGCCAGCAUGAGAGAGCUGCAGCGCCGAAGCAGCAGGUGCUCUGUGCACGUGCCCUUCAAGAGCAAGCGGCGACCUCGUUCCCCAUUUUCUGCGGUGUCUGGCCGCAGCUUGCACAGCUCUGGUGCCCUUGCUUGCCACGACGAAGAACGGACCAGCUGCAAAUCUGCCAGCACUCGCUGUUCCACGAAUGAGAGAUCUGCUACUGCUCUAACGGAGAGUCCUGCAACCAUUGAUGGGAUGCACUCCAGAUCGUUGAGGCCGUCUUCGCAUCACAAGGUCCGGCUGCUGGAGAUCAAAUCCCCAUUUAGAGCGCUGUACGACUCCACCAAGUCCGGCUCCCAGCCCUUCGGCAUCCCAAUGCACUACAUGUGCCAAAUACAAGGCCAGCUCGCCAUCGCCGACUGUGAGGAGUGCGACUUCUUUGUCUACCUCGACUAUCCUGUGUGUCAGGUGGAGGCGUGGCGCGUGCGCCGCUCGCGUGCCUUCUGGGCGUGGGCAGAGCCAAACCUGCGCUGCGUGUCGAACUGGGUGAAGGAUGGGCCGCCGGACUGGCUGAAUCGGUCGUUUGCCUUCACCGACUUCGACUUCCGCACCAUUGAGGUGGUGCCGCUCGUUUUUCCAUUUGACAUAACGGCGAGUGCGGCACUCACAAACCCGUGCUCUUUCGCCUUUUUCACGCAGUUUGAAAACCCCUUUGAGGCCCUUGACCGACACCACGGGGCCCGUGGCAAUGACAACGCGCAGGUGCAAGCGCAGGACUGGUGCUUCGCCUACGCAGGGUCGACCUGGGCGGACAUAACCGAGUACGAGCGCAUCGCUGUUACGGCACAGACGCCUGCGGUGCGGCGACUCUUUGCGCCCGCCGAAGCAGGCGCAGAUGACAAAGAAGGCCUCGAAACGACGGUGGAGCUAUGGAGUCGCCUGUCAUCGUGGCGGCAAGCGCUGGAGGCGGAGGGCGUGUUUGAGGAGAGCGCGACGGCGGUGUUUUGGAAAGAGUGGACACGCACGGCCACGGCCGGGCGCGAUCCGGUUGUAAAGGUUACGCUCAGCGUGCCGUAUGACUGGGAUACCGGACGAGUAGGAGCGCGGUGCAGCUUGCCGUCACUUCCUCGUACACAGGGCGAUGCGCUGGACUCAUGGUAUGACACGGCCUACAUCCACUUCCACCAGCGUCUCUUCUUUGCGUCCUUGCUAGGUGACGACGUGGCCGAUCCGUGUGAGCAAGCAACGCUCGUGACGUCACCGGGAGCGGCGAAGCCGCCGCCGUGCGACACCCUGCUGAACCUGAUUCCCGUCUUCUCCGAGUCGGUAGCUUCGUCGUCGAAGGGAGUAGUGUCGGAGUGCCCGGCAAGUGGCCCGGCAGCGAUGUGCGCUCAGGUAUCUACUCCUGCCUCUUCCUUCGCUAACACGGUGACACCGUCUCGCCGAGAGGCAUCCUCCUACGGGACACCAUCCUCGUCUGUGGUGUGCCUCUCGCCGAGAGAGUGCUCCCCAUCGCAGCAGAGCGUCGUCGCGGCAGUUUCGGAGCAUCUCUGCCACUGUCUGUCGCCGCCCCAGCGCCGACUUGACAGACACGCAGAGGAGCGCAACCCUGACGAGCUUUCUGCACUUGCUUCGGUUGCUGUCGCCGCAGCUCACCGCGCCGCAGCGCCGCAGCGCGCAUCUCUCUCGGUGCCGGAGCUGGCCGCCGCCCCGGCCUUUCUGCCGUUGAAGCGGCCGUGUCUUCUGUGCGAGAUAUCGGUGCAGGAACUACUGGAUGUUAUUCGGUUCGCGCAUGACUGCGAGGGCGUCGUUCUCGUCGCCAACUCCCAGGGGCCCCUCCGCUACUACGAAAAACUACGCGACUUGAGGCCUCCCUCGAAGAGUGGCGCUGCGGACGGGACAUGGUCGCCGACUGGGUCUACGCUUCUGGUUGGAGAGAGCGCGGUGAUGCAGCAGCUUCUCCAUACCAGCGCGAAGGCAUCGUUCGGGCGAUCAUCCGCAGUGAGUCCGCUUCAGCUUGUAUGGGAUCAAGUGAGCGCACGCACGCGUCCUGCUUCUCUCGUUCCUUGCUUUGUGGAGUCCACCGUGGGCUCGUCCUCUAAUUUGCGCGAUACAGUUGAGCACCUUCGAAUCACCCCGUGCUUUCUCGUGCGUGCUGCCGCGGAUGCCACCAGUGUGCUGAGACAGACCAAAGACCUUGUCCAAGAGUGGGGUAGGGUUGCCUGCCGUCGCCGGCGUGUCGACGAUGGAAAGAGCAAGCCGUUGUAG